Molecule: messenger RNA, 1521 nt
Organism: Vicia villosa (hairy vetch)
Lineage: Eukaryota; Viridiplantae; Streptophyta; Magnoliopsida; Fabales; Fabaceae
Exons: 5
Coding region: 1-1521 (506 amino acids)
Source: RefSeq, a predicted model, not a curated record
AUGUUAGAAUCCGAGAAACUAGAGUGGCUACGUAAAAAUCAACCAAAGCUUCGAGUGUCCAAGUACAACUCUUUAGAGAAAGAGGGCGAUCAAAGUCAAGCUCCAGGAAUAAGCAUAGGUAAACGAGUUGUUUUGCCUUCUUCCUUUGUUGGCGGCCGUAGGUUUAUGGAUCAAUUGUACUAUGAUGGGAUGGCUAUAUGCAGUAAAGUUGGAUUUCCCGAUUUGUUUAUUACUUUUACAUGUAACCCAAAUUGGCCGGAGAUUCAAAGAGUUCUCGGACCUCUACAUUUGAAGCCUCAAGAUCGCCCGGAUGUCAUUUCAAGAGUUUUCAAAAUCAAAUUCGAUCAACUCCUUUCAGAUUUAACCAAAAAAGGCGUUCUAGGAAAAGUGCUUGCUUAUAUGUACACCAUUGAGUUCCAAAAGAGAGGACUACCUCAUGCCCAUAUAUUGCUGUUUUUGCAUCCUUCAAACAAAUAUCCAACGCCCGAUGACAUUGACAAGAUCAUUAGUGCGGAAGUCCCCGAUCCCAGAAGACACCCUCGGUUAUACAAUUUGGUAAAAUCUCACAUGGUCCAUGGUCCUUGUGGUUUGAAAUUUCAGCCUACGACUAUAGUGGAUCACGAGGGCUAUCCGGUUUAUAGGAGAAGAAACAACGGACACACAAUUGAAAUGAACGGAAUCAUCUUUCAUAGUGGUCAUGUGGUGCCUCACAAUCCAAGUUUGCUAUUGAAAUACGAAGCCCACAUCAACAUGGAAUGGUGCAACCAAAGUACUUCCAUCAAAUACCUUUUCAAAUACAUUAACAAAGGGUCGGAUCGUAUUUCUGCAAUCAUACAAGCAUGUUGGAGGAUCUUUUCUUAUUCCAUACAUGGAAGGAAGCCGGCUGUAGAGAGACUGUUUUUUCUUAUGGAAGGUGAAAACUCCGUGUACUACAAAGACUACGAGCACGUUGGUGAUGUUUUACUCAAGCCAAGUGUAACCGAGUCAAUGUUUACUUCUUGGUUUGAGGCAAACAAAACUUACGAGGAAGCAAGAUUGCUAACUUAUGGUGACUUUGUUUCAAAAUUUGUUUAUCAUAAAAGAAGUCGGACUUGGAAGCCAAGGAAAAGAGGAUAUACCAUUGGUCGACUCAUUUGGGUUCCUCAAAGCACUGGCGAAUUGUUUUAUUUAAGAAUGAUGCUCACUGUCACAAAGGGUCCUUUAUGCUAUAAAGACAUUAAGAAAGUUGAUGGAAAACAACUUAAAACUUUUAGGGACGCAUGCUUUGCGAUGGGAUUUCUACAAGAUGAUCGAGAAUUUGUCGAGGCGAUCAAAGAGGCACAUCUUUGGGGUUCCGGUCCUUUUUUACGCAAGUUAUUUGUAACAAUGUUGUUAUCUUCUUCCAUGAACAGACCGGAACAUGUAUGGAGAAAGACUUGGAUGUAUUUAUCAGAUGGCAUUCUUUAUGAGCAACGCUUAUUCACAAGAAAUCAAGUAUUUACAAACUAUGGUCUAUAUGCUGGGAACUCAGAAUCCGUUUAA